This is a messenger RNA of Symphalangus syndactylus (siamang), 1974 nucleotides long. It is a transcript of the gene E2F5, whose product is annotated as E2F transcription factor 5. Gene Ontology annotation, molecular function: protein dimerization activity; RNA polymerase II cis-regulatory region sequence-specific DNA binding; DNA-binding transcription factor activity, RNA polymerase II-specific. Gene Ontology annotation, cellular component: RNA polymerase II transcription regulator complex. The record is from RefSeq and is a predicted model, not a curated record. Gene Ontology annotation, biological process: regulation of transcription by RNA polymerase II. Lineage: Eukaryota; Metazoa; Chordata; Mammalia; Primates; Hylobatidae.
UCGCAGCCCCUUCUCCUCGUUUUCACCCCUCCCCCCUCGGUCGUGGGCCUCAUUCACGCUUCCCCGGGCUUGGGGAGGGGGCGGAGGCCCGGCGUGACAAGCGGCCCAGAUUCCGGUGGGUGCCGCACACCUGUUGUUUGCAGCAGCCAGCGACCCGCACUACCGCUCUAGGCGGGCGGGGAAGCGGCCGCAGCGGAGCCGACCCGGCAGGUGGCCGCGGGUGGGGCCGGCGAGCGAAAGUGCGCGGGGGCCCGACCACCGCGGGGCCGGGACGCGAUGGCGGCGGCAGAGCCCGCGAGCUCGGGCCAGCAGGCGCCGGCAGGGCAGGGGCAGGGCCAGCGGCCGCCGCCGCAGCCUCCGCAGGCGCAAGCCCCGCAGCCGCCGCCUCCGCCGCAGCUCGGGGGCGCUGGGGGCGGCAGCAGCAGGCACGAGAAGAGCCUGGGGCUGCUCACUACCAAGUUCGUGUCGCUGCUGCAGGAGGCCAAGGACGGCGUUCUGGAUCUCAAAGCGGCUGCUGAUACUUUGGCUGUGAGGCAAAAAAGGAGAAUUUAUGAUAUCACCAAUGUCCUAGAGGGAAUUGACUUGAUUGAAAAAAAGUCAAAAAACAGUAUCCAGUGGAAAGGUGUAGGUGCUGGCUGUAAUACUAAAGAAGUCAUAGAUAGAUUAAGAUAUCUUAAAGCUGAAAUUGAAGAUCUAGAACUGAAGGAAAGAGAACUUGAUCAGCAGAAGUUGUGGCUACAGCAAAGCAUCAAAAAUGUGAUGGACGAUUCCAUUAAUAAUAGAUUUUCCUAUGUAACUCAUGAAGACAUCUGUAAUUGCUUUAAUGGUGAUACACUUUUGGCCAUUCAGGCACCUUCUGGUACACAACUGGAGGUACCCAUUCCAGAAAUGGGUCAAAAUGGACAAAAGAAAUACCAGAUCAAUCUAAAGAGUCAUUCAGGACCUAUCCAUGUGCUGCUUAUAAAUAAAGAGUCGAGUUCAUCUAAGCCCGUGGUUUUUCCUGUUCCCCCACCUGAUGACCUCACACAGCCUUCCUCCCAGUCCUUGACUCCAGUGACUCCACAGAAAUCCAGCAUGGCAACUCAAAAUCUGCCUGAGCAACAUGUCUCUGAAAGAAGCCAGGCUCUGCAGCAGACAUCAGCUACAGAUAUAUCUUCAGCAGGAUCUAUUAGUGGAGAUAUCAUUGAUGAGUUAAUGUCUUCUGAUGUAUUUCCUCUCUUAAGGCUUUCUCCUACCCCGGCAGAUGACUACAACUUUAAUUUAGAUGAUAAUGAAGGAGUUUGUGAUCUGUUUGAUGUCCAGAUACUAAAUUAUUAGAUUCCAUGGAAACUUGGGACUGUUAUCUACCUCUAACUGUGUAACAUUUUAGACUUCUUAAUAACCUAAGUAUUUAAAAUAAUGAAUGUAACACCUUUUUUAGUUCACUGAUUCUGAAGUGUUCUUCCCUAAUACUUUCUUUACUUCACAAAACUUCAACCAUAAAAACAAAGGGCUCUGAUUGCUUUAGGGGGUAAGUGAUUUAAUAUCCACAAACCUCCCCACUCCCAAAAGUAACUAUAUUCUGGAUUUCAACUUUUCUUCUAAUUGUGAAUCCUUCUGUUUUUUUCUUCUUACAAGAGGAAAGUUAAAGGACACUACAGGUCAUCAAAAACAAGUUGGCCAAGGACUCAUUACUUGUUUGUCUUAUAUUUUUACUGCCACUAAACUGCCUGUAUUUCUGUAUGUCCUUCUAUCCAAACAGACAUUCACUGCCACUUGUAAAGUGAAGGAUGUAAACGAGGAUAUAUAACUGUUUCAGUGAACAGAUUUUGUGAAGUGCCUUCUGUUUUAGCACUUUAAGUUUAUCACAUUUUGUUGACUUCUGACAUUCCACUUUCCUAGGUUAUAGGAAAGAUCUGUUUAUGUAGUUUGUUUUUAAAAUGUGCCAAUGCCUGUACAUUAACAAGAUUUUUAAAAAUAAAAUUGUAUAAAACA